AUGAAUUCGACAUAGGAAUGGCAUUUUCAUACAAGUGAUAAUUAAAUUGUGAAAUUUAAGAGUGAAUUAUCACUAUUAUGUGAUUUAUUAUAAGAUAAAGAAAUUGAUGAGCCAUUACCAGUUGCAAUAGAUGUAAAAAAUUGACUUUAAACCAUAGUUAGGAGUCUUGAAUAUAAUUAAGAGAUUUUGUGAAGUUCAUAAUUAUGAGAGAGAAGCAAUAAAAAUAAAAAAACCAAUAAUCAAUAAUAAGAUUAAUGAUAAUUUGGAUUUAUAAUCAAUUCAAGUUUUAUAAUUAUCGGAUGAACUUUUUGAUAAAGUUUUGGCAGCAUCUUAUUAUUUAAGUUUUGAUCUUUUAAGAUAGGCAUGUUUGUGUAUUUUAGCUUGUUAAAUAUAUAUUGAUGAUAAAGAAGAUGAUAUUGAAAGGUAUAAAUAAAUUAGAUUAUAAAAUAAUAGAGCCAAGAAAUAGUAUGGUUUAAAUGAUAUAACACCAGAAUAAGAAAAUGAGGCAAUAACAAAGAAUAAACCUAUUUUUGACUAAUUAUAGAGAGAAUUUUUGGAGAUGCUUUAAUAGUUCGAAGAUGAGCAUGAUGAAAAGGUAAGAUUAUAAGAAUAAUAAUAAUAAUAAAUAUUGUGAAUGAC
Paramecium sonneborni is the source of this 639-nucleotide messenger RNA. The record is from the annotation of a GenBank genome assembly. Lineage: Eukaryota; Ciliophora; Oligohymenophorea; Peniculida; Parameciidae.